CUCUUUGGCGCGCACUGGUGGAAUUUUGCUUCCACCAGCUGUUCGGGGUGAGGACGCACUUUGGGCGAUCUUCCUUUCCUCAGUGCCCAAUCCUCAGGCAUCUGGUGUUUUUCUCGCAUCAUGGUCCUGUGAAAUUGCUGAUUUGAGACGGAGAGCUCAGCAAAGAAUGCACACGGCUGAUAUGCACCGACUUAUGAUCUUGGACCCUCGACCUUUGAGGUUUUGGGUCCAGAACUUCAAGCGUAGGUGGAUUCCGCAGAUCUAAUUUCUAUUCUUUCGACAUCAUCACGAGGAGGAAGCUUAGCAGCCUGCAAGCGAGGGUCGUUGCUAACAGAGUAGCCGUGAAGAAGGGAUCGCGUGCUCAAUGGAACGAUCGUGCGGGCUGACAAAACCAUUAUGUGAUAGGAGGUGUCGGAGAAAUUGUGGGCCUAAUCUCGAGACAAAGCCACCUGCGAAACGGUGCUGUGAAGCCGUGAUCCAACUCCGAGACGUUGCUGCCAAGAACUGCGUUCACGAAGAGAAGCUUUCAAAGGAGAGCUGGAACGCCAUUGAAUCGAACAGCAGAGUCUCGGUCUUUCCCUAUGCAGAUGCACUUCCUUUCGAAUCAGUAAACUCUAAAUUAAAUGCGGAGGCAGACCCCAUUUUUGAUGGAUCCAUCGACGAGGCGACAAAUGCAGCUUCAAAAUGCUUCGCAUUCCCCGGCAAAGGUCUGGAAGGUAAAUGGAAGCGCUUUCGGUCCCCAACUAGACGUCGGAUCUCGAGGCGAAACUGGUUUUUCAGAGGUAUUCAUAUCUCCUGGCCCGCUUGGAGCUCAUGUUCAAGCAGAGGAACGAGAAUCCGGAAUUGUUCAACAGACAUGGAGCUCUUAUGACAACUGGUUACACUCUCAUGUAUCCUACAUCUGAACCUGGGAUCACCGGCAAGGGCAUCCAGUGGAGUAUUUCAAUCUAAACAGGAGCAGAAAUUUUCAGGCUUAUAAAUGAACUCGUACUGUGGAAUACACACAACCUCCAUGAGACUUUUGGGCAGCCCGUGACUUCAUUGAGAGCUGUGCUGAGUUUUGCAGCGUUUACUAAGGUAAACAGCACAAGCUCAAAUAGGUGAAGUAACUGAACGUCGGCUAUUCACUUUAGAUGCUCAUUUGAGAGAUGCGUAGCAAUUCUUCGGAUACAUGAGGUUACUGUACUUAGAAAGCUUUCUAAGUACAGUAACCUCCCAGUUAAGUACGCACCCGUUUUCCAAAAAGACAGGGAUCAAGUUUAGGGUUUAUAAUGUAAGCCCUAAACAUCCGUGUAAACUUUACACGGAUCUUCCAUGUGAGCACGGUAAUAGGCAAUAGUAUUAAGGGUAUUCGGGUUUCUGCUAAACUUGUUUACAAGCUAAAAAAGAAAAGUUUUGUUUUAGUCCUAGCCCUGAUACAAAAGCCCAUGUCCAUAGGUUCUUGACCUUAGGAAUUAGAAGCUUGUCAUUGAGAAAUGUCGAUCCUCAUACGAGCACGGAUCAUUCCAAAGAGGAUCACUCCAAAAAAACAAUUACAGUUCGCGACUUUCUCGUCGAACCUUUAUUUCGUGUUUGUAUAAAGGCCAGAACUUGAACUAAUCGACUCAAAUAAAAUCAUGC
This is a messenger RNA of Marchantia polymorpha subsp. ruderalis, 1620 nucleotides long. The record is from the annotation of a GenBank genome assembly. Lineage: Eukaryota; Viridiplantae; Streptophyta; Marchantiopsida; Marchantiales; Marchantiaceae.